GUGGUUUGAUAUGGUUUCUUUCCACCAGUGGCCCACGACUCGUUAGACACGCACGCCAGCCCGCGUCUUCAUUUCUGCGCGCCCGCAGUCCCACGCAAUGGAUGAGUACUGUUUAUGAAGCAUAACAGAACUCCACCGAGAAGUUUUAACUGGGAAGAUCUACUUUUUUUUUUUUUUUUUUUAACUACCUGUACUUUUCCUCCAAAGGUAGGCUCGCCGGUUAACGCAGAGUGCGCGCAAAACAAGAAAUGCGUAAAACGGCUGAGGUGGAAGCUGAGAAAACUGAAGCAUGAGGCUGAGGAUGUGGGGGGGUACACCACUGAGCAACAGGGCUGCAAGUUUCCUGAGUUUGGAGUUUUGAAGAAGGCGCAGCGAGAGAGGCAAGUGUUAAUGCUGCACGCUGGAGCCGUCCUGCAGGAUUCACUACACUGUACUGAUUGGCACAUCAGCGUUGGCUCACCGUAUUCGUCUUAAAUAAAAACUUUAUGAACUUUCAGUCAGAGAGUAAAUCUCCAUGCAGGACAGUACAAACAUCUGCAAAGAAAAAACACUGGAUCCAAAUUAAACUGCAGCUCUUUAUUUCAGAUAUUUCGGCUGCCCAUCUCCGCUCCGUUUCCCUUCAUUUUUGCAAUUCUGAUUCCCGAAGUGGCUCCGAAGUGGUGUUGCGGCUCCUCGUCCCCGGCGGAUCCGGAGAUUGGAGUCUCUGCACCGGGAGGAGGCGGAGUCGGAGUUCCGACCACACCGCAGGCUCCAAAGAGCGGUCGCGUCAAGAGGAUGGUGCGACUGGUGGCCGAACUGCUCUUGCUCCUGGGACUUCUUCUCCUUACCUUGCACAUCACAGUGCUGCGGAGCAACCCGCUUCCCCAAGGAAAUGUAACUCUGAGCCUGGAUCAGGGGACAACACUUACAGAGAACAAUAUAAAUGCAAAAAGCAGCUCCUCGGCCCAGCUGGCCCCUCAAGACCGGAGGUCUGGUCCAGAACAUCGAUUGGCCCAUCGGCCCGCAACCCUCCCGUGGACACAGGGCGGCCAUGUACACAAGGAUGGCCCGGGGGCUUUCCUCCUAGAUCUGCACAACUUUCCUGACCUCUCCAAAGCUGACAUCAACGGACAGAAUCCCAACAUUCAGGUGACCAUUGAAGUGGUGGAUGGACUGGAGGGCCACGAACCAGAAAAAGGCCUCCGCAAGGAAAGCAAGCCCAGCUGGGCUUCUCCAAACUGGAGGAACUGGUGGCCUCACACUUCUUCGUCCUCCUCCUCGUCUUCCUCCACUCAUCAAACAGAGGAGAAUGAACGCCCCUACGGGAGCAAUACUCAGGACAGCAACUUCCUCAGGCCACCAGUAGACUGGGACAGGAGGGGAAGCAAAUCUCAAACUGAAUAUGACUACAUAGAUGGAGAGGGGGACUGGAGUCCCUGGUCAGCAUGCAGCGUCACUUGUGGAAACGGAAACCAGAAGAGAACAAGGUCAUGUGGUUAUGCCUGUACAGCCACCGAGUCCAGAACCUGUGACAUGCCCAACUGCCCAGGUAUUGAAGAUGCCUUCAGGACAGCAGCUACUGAAGUGAGCCUGUUAGCUGGAACAGAUGAGUUCAAUGCCACAGAGCUCUUUGGUGUCGACACUGACAGCUGUGAGCGCUGGAUGAACUGCAAAAGUGAUUUCUUGAAGAAAUACAUGACUAAGGUGGCAAACGACCUUCCCAGCUGCCCUUGCUCUUACCCGACUGAGGUGGCUUACAGCACAGCAGACGUAUACGAUGCCCCCACACGCAGAAACUUCCGCUGGAAAGACGCCAGCGGGCCCAAAGAGAAGCUGGAGAUCUACAAGCCCACAGCCCGUUACUGCAUCCGCUCCAUGCUGACCCUUGAAUCCACCACGCUGGCUGCGCAGCACUGCUGCUACGAUGACAACAUGAAGCUCAUCACCCGCGGCAAAGGAGCCGGCACGCCCAAUCUCAUCAGCACAGAGUUCUCAGCUGAUCUGCACUACAAGGUGGACAUCCUGCCUUGGAUCAUCUGCAAGGGAGACUGGAGCCGCUACAACCAGGCCAGGCCGCCAAACAAUGGGCAGAAGUGUCCAGAAAACCCUCAGGACGAAGACUACUACAAACAGUUUGAAGAGGCACGGGAAUUCUAGCCCACAAAAACACUGCCUAUAUAUCCAGCUAAACCUCAGAAGUGGCCCUGAAACUUUUUUUAUUCUGUUUUAGGUCAAUUAACUCGUGAACUUUUAGGCUUGGAGGAAAGAUAUGCCGCUCUUUUGAACCACAAGGAACUAUAAUUUAACAGAGUCAGAACCAAUUUUCUGCUCACGAGGAACUUCUCUCAACUUCAUCAAAACCAGGCAUGAAAUACUGCUUCUUUUUUUUAUUAUUUUUGUACACUUUUAAUAAAUGAAAAUGAAAUGUUGCCAGUAAUUAUGUUGCCAAUUGUAACUCUGUCAGAUUUGGUUACUAAAGGGAGGACUGACUUCAUAUUAAAAGGGAAAACUGUUAUUGUAGAAAUGUCCAUGUAGAUUGUGUUGGGUUUGGUGGCGUCUGAGAGAGACGUGUGGUAACAGAAUAAUGAGACCCCUCAGGAACGAGUUACCCAGUUUUCCUAAAUUUUGUCAUUCACAGUUAUCCAGGUUUUCAUGUACGCUUGAUUGUUUAUUUAGCAUGCACACUUUUUCAUUUUCAUUCAUUUACCUGUGUAAUUUAACUGUGUGUCUCUGAGGCAGAUCUUCAUUGCAAAAAGCCAGCGUUAUUUUUGUAAAGUAUUUAUUAAGUUGUAGCUGAGUUUAAGUUGAGUGUCUGUGGCUGGUUUCUGAUUCACACGUGGCCGAAGUCGAGAUUCCUCUCCAACUCAUACUUUGCCGUCAGUGUGCGUAUCCAUGACUCAAGUUAGGCUUAAAUAGAGCAGAAAGAAUGUGUGAACUCAACUGUACAGAACCAUUUUUUUUUGUUGUUGUUGUUUUUAGAUAUAAAUCUAUAAAUAAAUGUUUAAAAAGUCAGUGAAUGUGUUAGAUGU
Archocentrus centrarchus (flier cichlid) is the source of this 3008-nucleotide messenger RNA. RefSeq names its product isthmin 1 (gene ism1). NCBI's taxonomy places the organism in Eukaryota, Metazoa, Chordata, Actinopteri, Cichliformes, Cichlidae. Gene Ontology annotation, biological process: negative regulation of angiogenesis. The record is from RefSeq and is a predicted model, not a curated record. The transcript is spliced from 6 exons. The coding region runs from base 775 to 2136 and encodes 453 amino acids.